AUGGACGAGCGUCCGAUGCUGCGCGGCAUUUUCGCCUUCGAGGACGAAGAGACCCCAGAAUGGCGGCGUGGGGUCAUGUCCGAGACAUCGGGCGGCGUUCCCAAAUUUGCUACCAAGGCAGAGUGCGAGGACUUCAUCCGCAAGCACUGCUGGCGAGGCUCGAACCCGGACUUCCCCAAGCUGCAGCACGUCUUCUCCAUGCUUGUGGACUGGCAUCAGAUUGAAGAGAUCCUCAUGCCCAAAAUCGAGGAGUACGACCUUAAGUACCCACUUGAGCCGACGCCCCCGGUCAGCGCCGACAAUCGCUUCGCGCAGGGCGAGGGACUUCCCAUCGCCCAAGACGUCGACUACCGUGUUAACAUGCCCUUCCAUCAACAGACCAACCGCGAAUCGACAUACAAUACCCUGUAUUACUUGUUCUUCAACAUGCGCUGUGGUAUCUUCGUGAUGAUCCGUCGACGCCGCGUCGUCAUCUUCGCUCCUUUCGCUAACAAAAACUACGAGAACAACUGGGGAGAGAACGUGACGUUCGACAGCUCGGACGGCAGCAUGUUCGCAUAUUACCGCGAGAAACAGCGAUACUAUCGACGCGAAAACAUCAUACCAGACGUGAACAAGUGGUGGGCCAAUGGCAACAUCAUUUGCAACGAACACUGCAGAUACCGCAACAAGGAGGACGAGACGCAGUACUGGGGAGAUCAAUUCCUGACGCAACUGCGAGACAUGCUAGAAGACGCGUGCAAGCAUCGCAACAUUGCUGACUGCGAGUUCUUCAUUAACAAACGCGACUACCCGCACUUAAAGGAAAACCUGAGCGAGCCGUACGGAUUUCUGUUUGACAAAGAUGACCGUAACCCGGACGACGAUAUUCCCCUCACAAAGCACCUUUACGCGACGUAUGCGCCUAUUAUGAGCUUCUACGUCUCCAAGCGCUUCGCGGAUAUCCCUUUUCCAUGCUCGGAAGACUGGGAAGCAGCUACAGGUCUUGUGUUCCCGCAGUCGUUCAGACAUACUCAUUGCGAUCGAUGUCCGUGUCGUAAUUCAGUACAUUGUGAGAACGACUGGGAGUGUUUCUGCGACGUCGGCGCCAAUGGCCGGAAGAGACACGGCAUCGAAGGCGCACGUGACCUUUUUACUGCUAGCAACUUCAGGAAGUUCUACAAACCUUGGGAAGACAAGGUGAAUACUGCUUUCUUUCGUGGUAGUGCAACGGGAGGUGGCACAACGAUUGACACCAAUCAACGUCUUCACUUGGCUCACCUCUCGAACACAUGGAAGAAAGAUACGAUGAUGAAUGGUGAGGCUGAGAGGGAUGGAGAUCAAGAGCUGGUACCGCUUCUAAACGCUGAAGUUACCACGUGGAACCUCCGCGAUAAGAAAAUCGCCGGUAAGCCUAUGACGUUCUUACGUCACGAGAAGUUCAUCUUUGAAGGUGGACGCCAGCAUUUCAUUCCUAUCUAUGAGCAGUCCAAGUUCAAGUACAUUCUGUACGUUGAAGGUCACUGCGCUGCCAACCGGUACGCCUUCUUGAUGCGCUUGGGCAGUGUGAUUCUCAAGGUCGAGUCGCGCUGUGUUGCCGACGAGAUGUGGUACUACCCCAUUCUCAAACCAUUCGAAGAUCACGUGCCGAUCAAAGCGGAUCUUUCAGACUUGGAGGAGAAAAUUCGGUGGUGUCGUGAGAAUGACGACAAAUGUCAACAGAUUGCAGCUCGAGCCAAUGAAUUGUACGAAAAGUUCGUGUCGAAAGAAGCAAUUCAUGACUACAUGGAAGUGAUCUGCAACCGAGUUGCUCAGCGCUUUCAGACGUCGCCGAAAUGGUACACACGUCCUGAGGAUGCUGAUUCGAUGAAGAAGCCCGAAUUUAGCCGUUGUCGCGGAACGUGUGUUGGUGGAGCGAGCGCGCGUUAUUGCAAGCGUUGUCUUGAGAUGAAGGAGGAAGAUGAAGCGCGGGCGAAACGUGAACGCGAGCGAGAAGGGUCGCGGAAUGACAGUCGUGGUGGCUACUCCUACAACAAAUAUGGUCGAGACCGUGAUGGUGAUCGCAACCGAGAUCGCUAUAGCCGAACUGACAGUCAAAGCGGUGACCAUGACCGUCGAGACCGUGGCUAUGGAGGCGGUUCGGAUAGAGAUAGGCACAGCCGCGACGACAGAUCGCGUGAAAGGAGCCCGAAGCGUCCUCGACUUCAACAAUGCCGUAAAUGCCGUCGUGCAAAGUCCGCUUGUCAAUGUAGCUUCCGAGGCCGUUAGACGAGCAGCUACAAGAACGCUGAAGCAUUUCAAUGAGACCUGUGGUCAAUUACAGCGAAGCAUUUGCUAUCCAACUCGACGUUAGCUCAUUCAGAGCAUACUUAAGUACUUCGAAGUAUUGCUAAUGCCGAUGACUUCAAAA
Molecule: messenger RNA, 2389 nt
Organism: Phytophthora infestans T30-4
Lineage: Eukaryota; Oomycota; Peronosporomycetes; Peronosporales; Peronosporaceae
Exons: 2
Coding region: 1-2247 (748 amino acids)
Source: RefSeq, a predicted model, not a curated record